AUGCGUUCUUCAUUUAUUUUGAUUUUCACUCGCGCCAUGAGAUUGUCAAAAACAUACAGUUUUUCAGGUAACAAAAGUCUACGAGGACAAAGAAUUUUACUAAGACGAGAACACUGAAGACAUCGUCGUCAUGACGCAGGCACCAACGUCUAACGACGCCUGUCUGAGCAUCGUCCAUAGUCUUAUGUGCCAUAGACAGGGAGGAGAGAGCGAGAGCUUCGCCAAGCGCGCCAUAGAGAGUCUGGUGAAAAAACUGAAGGAAAAACGGGACGAGCUUGACAGCCUCAUUACGGCAAUCACCACCAAUGGCGCACACUCCACGAAAUGUGUGACCAUUCAAAGGACCCUUGACGGACGGUUACAGGUGGCAGGAAGGAAGGGCUUUCCUCAUGUCAUUUACGCCCGUAUUUGGAGAUGGCCUGAUCUUCACAAAAACGAGUUGAAACACUGCAAAUUCUGUCAUUAUGCUUUUGACCUCAAGCAAGACAGUGUCUGUGUGAAUCCAUAUCACUAUGAGAGGGUGGUUUCUCCUGGCAUAGAUCUAUCUGGACUGAAUAUCCAACAUGCAGCUCCCCCAUCUCGGCUUGUGAAGGAUGAGUACGGAAAUGAGAUCGGGAUGAGCAUGUCGAGUUCCGAGGAAGUCUCGCAAACCGUUCAGCAUCCCCCGCAAAACGAGUUCGCUCGGAUCCUUACUUCUGGAGGAAUGGGUCAAGGGUCAAGUGGCCCUCAAUCAACUGUACCUCAGCACCCCCAUACAGCGGGACCGGCUAUAUCUAGCCCUCUGGGGCGGGGCUCGAGUGCCCCCAACACCCCACUCCAUAAUCCACUGUCUCCCUCAGCCAAUCCUUUAUCACCGCAGGCACAUUCAGCUGCUGCCAGCGCGAUGUCGCAUGGGCUGCCUUCACCUAUGGGGGACGGAUUCAGUGGACCGGUGUCUGCCCAUGUGUCCCAGGCCCCACCGCUGUCCAGUAUUAACGCCUUCCCCCCACGCAGUUCUAUGUCUGCGACAGCAACUUGGGUUGGCAAUAACACAGCAACUUAUACCUCUUCCCAGGAUCCGCAGUUCUGGAAUAACAACCACAUGCAGUCGUCUGAAGUGCAGUCAUCUCCCCUUACCAAUCAAAAUCCGCCAGAGUUUUGGUGUACCAUCACUUACUUUGAGUUGGACCAGCAGGUCGGCGAAACGUUCAAAGUCCCGUACAGCUACGCGCGGGUCACGGUGGAUGGCUAUACGGACCCAUCCAGUCUGGACAGGUUCUGUCUGGGUCAGCUCUCAAACGUCCACCGGACCGAGACCAGUGAUAAAGCAAGGUUACACAUUGGUAAAGGUGUACAGUUAGAUUACAACGGUGAGGGAGACGUGUGGAUCCGCUGUGUCAGUGACCACAGUGUGUUUGUACAGUCCUACUAUCUGGACAGAGAGGCAGGCAGACAGCCAGGGGAUGCGGUCCACAAAAUCUACCCCAGCGCUUAUAUCAAGGUGUUUGACAUCCGUCAGUGUCACAGACAGAUGCAGGAACAGGCUGCCACCGCACAGGCUGCUGCCGCUGCUCAAGCCGCCGCUGUGGCAGGCAACGUCCCAGGACCAGCAUCUGUAGGCGGUAUCGCUCCAGCAGUGGGCCUUAGUGCUGCCGCUGGUAUAGGAGUGGACGAUCUUCGUCGCCUCUGUAUCUUGCGCCUCAGCUUCGUCAAGGGCUGGGGACCAGACUACCCUCGACACAGCAUCAAGGAGACCCCAUGUUGGAUCGAAGUUCAGCUUCACCGACCACUCCAACUCCUGGACGAGGUUCUACAGACCAUGCCAAUCAAUGAGCCACGACCUCGCGGCUUCUUUCUGGGCUAACCUCUUGACCUUUGGUCAUGGACUGAUGAGUCUGGAGGCUGGACACAGUAUUUGAUGUGUGUAUUUUCUGUGGGUUUUUUUUUCGAGACUAUCUAAAGGUCACCUCUGUUGUAAUCCACCACUUCUGUAUCAACUGUGGUGGUUUUAUUUUUAACUUCAUUAUUUAUGUGGACGACAAAUUUCAAGACUUGGUACUUGGAUGAAGUGCUUCAGAUGAGGAUCUCAUAUUGUUGAUUAUGUAUAAUUACUACUGUGAAGCCUGUCGAUAGAAACGGGUUUAUGUGUGCAUGAACUAGACUUGUGAUGGCUCAAUGGCCAAACAUUGAAUUGAUUCAGGAAAACAGAGCUGUUAAAGGUUAAGAAGUGGGUAAAAAUACUGGCUUUCUGAAUAUCAUAACAAGCCUGCAAUUUUUGUAAAUGGAGAAACAAAGUGAGAAAGUGCAGUGAUCUGAAUAUAAUCACGACAGAAACUGAAAAUUGCCAAAUAUCUAGACAUGCGGUGGUAAUCAUAGAUUUCAAGGAGAAACAGUAGUUAGAGAAGUAGGUCAAAGAUAGAGCUAUUUUUCUUAUAUGGCUGCCGAAUGCUGCUUCAUUGAAGGACCUGUGUGGUUAAGUUUUAUAGACUAUGUUUAUGUUGAGUUUUUAUGAUUGGAUGUCCUCUGGCCUGUGAAAUACUUGAAACCAUGUAUUACAAGCAUCUUUUUGAUACACAUGAGAUUAAUGAGAACCAUAGGGAAUAUUUAUCGUCUUGUUCCUUUUUUAUAUUGAAGUGAAUAAAAGGACCACUUGCUUGGGAAGUAUUUCUCAACUAGCUACUGUUUACAGAGUUAUUUUCGCCCCGUAUGUUAUUUUCGCAUGUUUACACUUGCACUUUCGCCCCAUCUUGAAUUUGCUGAAACGCAGAAAUAUAUACCCUUUCUAAUUAACUGUGUUAAUCUGAAUUUGUUUUGAAUUUGCCCGCUGACAAUGAGAGGGAAAGACCCGAAAAUGAAUUAUACGGGGCGAAUAUUUACCCGUAUACAGUAUUCGCAAAUAAAAUAUGAUGCAUAUAAUACAUGGUUUACAGUUAACAAAAUGUUUUCAUUUACUAGCACUAACUGCAAUUUUGAUUUAAGUCGGGCAGAGUUCUUGUUUGUGUGUUAAUAUUCAUGUUUAUAAUUGACCCUGUCAUUUAGAUACUUUUAAUGUGUUACAUUGGCUCUGUAUUCUUUUUAGCAUUUUUGGCGGAAAGCGGCUUUGGAAUAAUCAAGAAUAAUGAAGUACAUCCUUAAAUGCAAUGAGUUUAUGUAUGAGAUUAGUAACAUUCAGAAAUACGUGUAUCUGUUGAAAAAUCUUUUUUUUUUGCCAAGUGCCAUACACGCCAAAUAUGAUAUGUUUACAGUAGCCAGACUGCCAUGACUUCCUGUAUUAUGUCUUUUAAGUUUUAACCCAACAAGUUGUUAGACUUACAGUGAAGUAAUGUACUCUUUUUCGCAACAGGGCAAACAGUUAUCUUUCAACAAAUACAAAGGACACUUCGUAAAAGGCAUUUUUCUGGUUACUUUCCUACGGUUACAUGUAAUUCCUCACGAUUUGCACCAUGUAUCAUUGUGUAUCAUAUGUUUUAAACCAGCGGGCUCUCUAUCCUGAAGCCUUUCUUAGUAGAAUUAUACAAAACUCGUAAUGACUGUAGCUUUUAAAAGAUUCCUGUCACAACGUUUUAACCCUAAUUUUAUCAAUAUAAAUUUAUAAACCUAGAAAGCCUUAUGAAAGAGAUGCUGCCCUUUGUAUUUGUGAAUCCUCAUUUUUUUUCAUAAAGAUUGAUUAGAAAAUGCGAAGCAUUUUGUUUCCCUCUCUUUAGAAGAAUUUUAUCAUAAUUAUGAGAGAUUUUAAUUUUUACCAUGCAGUUAUUGCAGAGGGGUUGUAAAAUAUUAUACAUGGAUGUUGAUGUUUACUGUCAACUAUACCUGGUUAUAUUUAUAUGUGUAUAUAAUAUGUGGUUGUUUUUAUUAAUGGGAUUUAUACCUUUACGUUACUGUUAGGUUAACUUGUGCCAGACUCAUACUAAAACUGUAUACAGGGUUAUUUCUGCCCCGUGUUAUUUUCGCCCUUCAAAUUUGCAAACGGUUUCGCCCAGUCUUAAAUUCGCCCCCUGGAAACGAAGGUGAAAAUAAAACGGGGCGAAUAUAUCCAUGUAUACAGUAUUAUAGUUGUCAACAUCCCAAAAAAUCGUUAACAUUGUAAACAUUUUCUUUCUCAACGAUUUCUACCCGACUUGUCAAUGAUAAAACUGGUUCUCGUUAACUAAUUUUCGUAAGUUGUCUUUACAGUAAUUUUCAACAAUUACGUUGUACAUUCAACAACCUUUUUACUUUGAUGAAGUUCUUGCAAAUUUCGUGAAAUUUACCUAUUUACGAUUUUAUGAAGUUCUAGCAAAUCUCGUGAAAUUUACAUCCGAACAAUCUGAUGAAGUUCUCGCAAAUCUUGUGAAAUAAACCUCCAAGCGACUAAGAGUUUGUUUACAGUGUUGUUUUCUUUUUCAAGAGGUUGUUGCGACUCCGCUCAAAUAUUGCCAAAAAAUUGCAGCUCAUUGUCCUUGUCAGUAAGUUUGGUUUAUAGCUAUGGACAUUUGUUCUCGGUUUCUAUUCUUUCUUUUUUCAAACGAGUUACCCCUUACUUUGGUAGAACAAUGAAUAUUUGAUGAUCAAUGGUAAUUUUGUGUCAACUGAUUUAAUGCAUACACUUUGUCAUUAUUUCUUGUGUUCAAUUUUGGAUACUGAAUACUUGCCACAUUUGAACGCCUAAAAAUGUUAUUUCUAUGGUGAUGUUAAUUGUUAGCUAUAAGAUAACACGAAUUUAACGAAAUAUUAUUUAUGUUAACAUGGUUGAGAAACCAUUUGUAUAAUACAUUUUAAUUUCUUGUUCUGAACUCAAAAAAAUUAAGAGGAGUUGCGUAGGAUACUAGUAAACAAAUGGCGUUGGAGUAAUGUAAGUAAUUUUUCGGAGUGGUUGUACUGAAUAGAUUUGUUGGUCUGAGAAAAUUUACUAGCAAAAGUUUUUUUGUACUUCUAACAAUUACAGAAAUUUUUUGGAUGAAUUUGAAUUGUCCUUUUCUUGGCCAUUUCAAUCCGGUGAAUCCAGAAUUCUUCCCGCUUUUUUUUUUAGAGUACCUUAGAUACCUCUAUUGCAAAAGAGUUCACCAAUUAUCAAAAAACUUCUGUAUAACAGCUUCUAUAGCAUUUCUAAUGAAACGUUGUGUACAAAGUAUGUCCAUGAUGGCCCUUUAUCAUAAAGAUAUUGUUCUGUUUUAUAAAUGUAUGUAUUUAAAAAUCAUGUUCAUCAAAGAUCAUUUUAUGUGUCUAUGAUUCAGUCAUCACUCUUUAAUUGUUACAAGUAGAUGUGUUUUGUAUUUGUGCUAAAUUUUGUCUUACUAACAGUGGUUUUUAUUGUUCAUGUGAAAUAAGCGACAAAAAUUUAUCACGCUUUUGAAUGAACUUAAAAGGAUUAUAUACCUCUAUUUAGCAAAGCAGAUUUUUAGAUGAUUUUAAAAAGUAGAAUAAUUAGUGCAAUACUUGUGAGAAGUUUUUUUAACUUCCUACAUAAAUGUCAUACACGAUUGGUCAUAACAUCUUUUUUUUUUCAAUAAAGGAAUUUGAAGAAAGAAAAUAA
Molecule: messenger RNA, 5491 nt
Organism: Magallana angulata
Lineage: Eukaryota; Metazoa; Mollusca; Bivalvia; Ostreida; Ostreidae
Product: mothers against decapentaplegic homolog 4-like
Exons: 13
Coding region: 131-1843 (570 amino acids)
Biological process (GO): transforming growth factor beta receptor signaling pathway; SMAD protein signal transduction; regulation of transcription by RNA polymerase II
Cellular component (GO): heteromeric SMAD protein complex
Molecular function (GO): I-SMAD binding; RNA polymerase II cis-regulatory region sequence-specific DNA binding; DNA-binding transcription factor activity, RNA polymerase II-specific
Source: RefSeq, a predicted model, not a curated record